Molecule: messenger RNA, 399 nt
Organism: Arabis nemorensis
Lineage: Eukaryota; Viridiplantae; Streptophyta; Magnoliopsida; Brassicales; Brassicaceae
Source: the annotation of a GenBank genome assembly
AUGGCUUCCAAAUCCGUCGUCGUUUUCUUCUUCCUCGCUCUCAUGGCGUCCUCCGCCGUUGCUCAAGCUCCGGGACCAGCUCCGACCAGAUCUCCCCUCCCAGCUCAAUCUCCAAGAGCAACCGCACCAGCACCAUCACCCGUAACCGAUUCACCUUCUCCAGCUCCUACCACCGCUCCGGUUAGUCAGCCGCCGACUGAAUCUCCUACCUCCACCGCCUCUCCGCCAGCUCCUCCGACUGCUUCCACCCCCACAGGAGCUCCGAGCACAACUCCCUCUGGAGAAGCCGGACCUGCUCAGUCGCUAUCUCCCCCAACCGACUCUCCGAACGCUGCUUCAGUCAGUAGAGUCGCCGUCGCCGGAACAUUCGUCGUGGUGGUCGCCGCUUUGUUGAUGUAG